CCGCCAGUUCGAGUGCGACUCUCGCUUGAGCAACAACGUCCGAUGGCAACGCCUGCCUUACUUCUGACGCUGCUGGUGGCAGUCUCGUCUGCCAUUGCAACGGAACUGACCUCUCCUCGCGCCAACGAAGUCAUUGAAACGUAUGGCUUGGAAACUUCUCUGAGAAGCAGCCUGUUCUCGACGUGCAUCAAGCAAGCAGCUUCGCUGACGGGAAGUCUCUGGUUGGUAGUCGUAGGGCAACAAGGCUUCCAGCAGGUCACAAGCUCAAGUGCUCAGAACAUCACAUGGCAGGUCGCUGACGCUGCCACGACUCUCUUCGCUUGUGCCCAGGCCACCGUGGACGCUGCCAAACUGAUGUUCAAGUUCAAUGGAGGGUCCUGCAUGGUCGCCAUGAAUGGUUUCUAUGAUCCUGAGAAUCAAGCGUGCGAUGGUCAGACGGUCUACAUCAGCUUAUAUGGUAACAGUGGGUGCGUCACUCCUUUUGGAGGGUUCUUGGAUGGCCAAAACAUAACGAGCGAUGGAAUGUGCUACUCGACGUGUGUUGGAAAGACGGUAACUGUUCAAGAUGGAACUGAAGUAGCAAUCCCUUCGGAUGGAGCAGUAUCUUGCAUUGGAACAGAAGCAAUCCCCCACAUCCUCAUCGUAACAGAUGGGUCUGCGUCAGCGAGCUUCUGUGCGGCAGCUACCACAUGUGGGUUGCUUGGACUCGAGCUGGCCCAAGUAGACACGGAGGAGAACCUGAAUGCCGUAAUGACAGCCGUCGCCACGAAACCUGGGACACCGGGUUUCUGGGUGAAUGUGCAAUACAUCGACGGCGCUUGGGUCCACAUGCCCAGCAGGACUCCAGUGGCCGCUGACAUGUGGGAUAGUGCUGACACCACCACCUGCGUGGUCAUCCAGCAGUCCGGAAAACUCGGGUCUGCGCCGUGUAUCGCUGCACUUCCCUACAUGUGCGUCGACACCACCAAGACCACCAAGCCGUGUGAGACUCUCUCAGAGAUAAAAGAAUGAUGUGCUACGGCUGAGCUGCGAGGAAGACGCCGAAUCAUGUCAGAGAUAAAUGACCCUAAACUCGUAUAGUUAACAGCUUUGAUAAAUGUACUUCAUUGUUAGUUUUACGAGCUUGGACUAGGAAAAACCCUGUCAAAAUUCGAUAAACUAGAUGGCAUGAUUAUCAUCAGGAAAAUUAUUAUUUUUAUUCAAAUUAUUGGGCCAUGGUUGAAAUGUUUUUUUUUUAAGUUUUUGAGAGAAAUCCUAAUCUGGCUUCCUUGAAAUAAUUGGACGUAUGUAAAAGAAGGUUCAGCUCACGAAACGAGUGGCCAUCUAUCCGAAACUUUCUUCGUAUUUAUGAUCAGUAUUACCCGAAGAAAAUCCUUCUCUGUUUUUUUUUUGUGUUUAAGAUGCAAAAUAUUUAUUGGUCACUCAUCCCUCCAUAGCUUUCAUUUUUUGCUCAAAUAUUAGGGCCAUCCGGUUAUUUUUCUAGAAUAAUUUCAUGGGAUAUGCCUUACUUCAUAGAAUAAUCCCUCCUGGUUCCAAUUACUCGCUGGAAAUUACUCAUUCGUUCGUGCAAGUAUAGGGAAUCACUUUCCUCGAUAUGAUUCCAGGACUAGUUCUGCACAAAAGAUACGAAGAUGACAUCCUGAUCGUAAAUGAAGCAAGUAAACUUGAUAUUCACUCAUUCCUCAAGGACUUAAAUUCCCUCCAUGAGUCUAUCAAACUGUCGUAAGCGAAAGCCGAGGUAACUCAACAUGAGCUUUAUUCAACAAGAACGCAACAUCCUGGAACAAAAUAACACUACUAUAAAACAGGAAAACGGCAACGUAAUAAGAAUAUAUUGAUAUGUGAAGGUCUUACACAUAACGAAACUAUUUACAGAAUACUUACAAGGAGAACAGUAGUUGUAGGUCUUGAACGUACAAGAGCCGAGUCAAUGCUAACAAUUGUCAUUAGUUCUAGAGCGAAGUAACUUACUAAUAGGAACUAUAGUACGGAAUACUAGGUACAUGCGGGCGUUACAACAGAAAUU
Hyalella azteca is the source of this 2026-nucleotide messenger RNA. RefSeq lists its product as uncharacterized. The record is from RefSeq and is a predicted model, not a curated record. The transcript is spliced from 7 exons. NCBI's taxonomy places the organism in Eukaryota, Metazoa, Arthropoda, Malacostraca, Amphipoda, Hyalellidae. The coding region runs from base 43 to 1011 and encodes 322 amino acids.